Chenopodium quinoa (quinoa) is the source of this 912-nucleotide messenger RNA. RefSeq names its product putative DNA helicase INO80. The transcript is spliced from 5 exons. The record is from RefSeq and is a predicted model, not a curated record. The coding region runs from base 1 to 912 and encodes 303 amino acids. Lineage: Eukaryota; Viridiplantae; Streptophyta; Magnoliopsida; Caryophyllales; Amaranthaceae.
AUGGCCAGAAUCAAGCAAACUUCCAGGCAAACGAACCUAGAUGACUCCUUUAGGGCGCCUCUUAGUGAGCUGUCGGACAGGCCGUCUGGAACCCCAAAUACCGCAAGUGAUUCUGUUUUAAGUGAAUCAGGGGAUGAACAUCAAAAUGAGGACUCAGGCUCUGUUGAACAGGCUCCCCAUGCGGAUGCUAGGUCCGAGAGCUCAGGCAGCGACUCUUUGCUAAGCACUUUAAGCAGAGUUUUUGAUGACUCUGAAGAGAAGCACUCUCGGAAAGCCAGGGAAGAGAUCCUGGAUAAGGGCCUUUUUAAGGUGGACAUCCAAGCCAAUAGAGAGACUAGGGAAAGAGAGUUCAUUCCCCAGAGCUACAUUCCCAAGUAUAACUGGUUGUACAAUGGGACCUAUCUGGCCGCUUGUAGCCUUAGUGUAGAAGAGCCGAGAGAUAAAGCUAUGGAUAAGCUCUCGGAAUCCAAGAAAGCUGCUGCACAAUACCGCUCGGCCAUCCUCGGCAAGCGACCAGCUGAAGAGUCGCUUGCUUCGCAGGCGCCCAAGGCGACCGCCAACCUGCAGGUUAAGGCUGAUUUGGAAGCUACGAAGAGGCGGGUUUCUGAGCAGGUUCAGCAGGUCAAGGACCUUAAGGCCAAGCUCGAGCCUCUCAAAGAGGCGGAGAAAGAAGCAGAAGACCUUCGUACUCGCGUGGACAAACUGAAACAACGGUUGGCUAACCAGGAAGUCCAGCUUGCCAAAAAAUACACUUCUAGAGCCAAGGAAGAAAAGCAGGCCUUGGUCAAAGACAUGAUGGACGACUACAACUUGGGCGGCCAAGCUGAAGAUGGUGAAGAGGAGGAGGACAAGUCGUCUGAUCCGGCUGAUGGGUCUGAUCAGGAGGAGGAGGAAGAUGCUGAAAAAGAAUAG